AUGUUUGUUGGCAAGGGACUGGAGGACUCCGGCAAGCGGCGAGAUACUUCCUCUAAACGAUCCCGGGUUUUGGCACCAGUUUCUCCCCAGCAUUUCUGCAACAUGACACAGCUGUUAGUCAUCAUUUGUGCCCAGCCCAGAGAGUCCAGCUCUUCAAGCUCCUCCAAAAUCAGCAUCAAGUUUAGUAAAGAUCAUGACAAGGACAGGAGCAGCCAAUACGUGGCCCAACUGAAUAAUGGCUUCAGCAAUGGCUCCCACAGCAGCUCUACCAAGUUGAAGAUACAGCUAAAACGGGAGGAAGACAGCACAGGCUUGCAUCGAGCUUACCCAGAGGAUGUCACGUUAGGGAUAGUGAAGAGAGAAGCAGGGGAUGUUCUGGAUCAUAAGGUGGGCGCUCAGGUAGACCAGAAUAUGGACGUGGAGUCGUUGUCCUCUGAUGACGAAGAAGAUGACUACUUUGAUAAUGAGGACGAUUUCAUCCCACUCCCACCAGCAAAACGCCUACGUCUUAUUGUGGGCAAAGAUUCCAUAGAUAUUGACAUUUCCUCUAGAAGAAGAGAAGACCAGUCUCUAAGACUCAAUGCAUAAGCUGUGUAAAUAUCCAUUGUUUCAAUCGUGUUAAUUUGAUCGAAAGUAAUUUAAAAGGAAAAUGCAAAUGUACAAUUAAAUCAUGGCAAAAUAUUUUUCUUUAUGUUAGUGAAGGCACUUCUUUGUUUCCUCACUAUGAAUAUAAAUAUUGUAGAAAGUGUACAGGUUAUGUAUGAAUUCUAUCCAAGUCUGAUAAUGUGCUGAUGUUUGUUAGCAUUCUGUCCAGCUUACUGUUUUAUUCCAUAAAUCUCAGCUUUGUGUGACUGUAGGAUGAUGCAAGGUGUUUAUCCCAUUAGAAAACAUAUGCAUGGUUUCACUUCAAAAGGUUGACCCUUCAUAUUGAAACAACAGUGUUCCCAUGCAUUCAAGAAUUGUGUGUCUCUCCUCUGCUUGAUCUGGCUAAAGGGAAUAUUUGAGAAAACAAUACAGAGGAGCUUUGACAAAAUACUUAAAUUUAUAAAUAUCUCACCACUUGAAGUUUUUUUUUAAUUUUUAUUAAAAUUCUUUUUUAUCAUGUGUCAGAUAUUUUGGCUAUGGAAUGCCAUGGUGCUCAUUGUGGUGGUCUGGUGCUGGUCCAUUAAGAUAUUGGACAAUUAAUUAUUAUUCUGUGAAUGUCAGACCUUUUUGUGUGACCUUGGAAGUCCAUAGAAAAGCGUGCCUAAGGGUAGAGGUCCUCAAGAAAUGGGUUGCACUGAAAUGUUAUCAAUCAGUAAUCGUUUUUUCCUGAAUCAUGGUCAUUGUGCUUUUCAGUACAUCUAAUUGACUUUGUGGUUUUGUGUGCAUUUUGUGCUCUGCCUAAAAAUGAUCAAAAAUUAAGGAAAAAAAAAAAUACCCUGAGGUAUUCAAAGCAGUUGUAUGUUUCCAUUGUUCACCCCAUUAGUAGGCAGCUGCCAUAUUAGGCUAUAUUAAUUUACUUGUUUCUAUCUUUACCUUUAUUAUAUAGUUUACAUUCUGUAGUGUCAAAGGUCUGCCGUCUAUGGGCUGAAAGAAGUUUUUAGCUUCUGAUUAUCCUAAUGAUCACAGAACUCCAAUGGUCUCAAGCUCACAAACUGACUCUAAAGAAUCAUGACAGUAACAAUGUAGGAUGUAUACAUAAUCUGGGGGCAUACUGUUCACUCUGUAUAUUCUGGGACUUGUUUUUAUUUAACUGUUUUAAGUACUUGAAAACAAUAUAAAACUCA
This is a messenger RNA of Xyrauchen texanus (razorback sucker), 1769 nucleotides long. Its product is annotated as histone-lysine N-methyltransferase KMT5B-like. Bases 1 to 588 code for a protein of 195 amino acids. NCBI's taxonomy places the organism in Eukaryota, Metazoa, Chordata, Actinopteri, Cypriniformes, Catostomidae. Gene Ontology annotation, molecular function: histone H4K20 methyltransferase activity. The record is from RefSeq and is a predicted model, not a curated record. The transcript is spliced from 3 exons. Gene Ontology annotation, cellular component: nucleus.